This is a messenger RNA of Kogia breviceps (pygmy sperm whale), 2220 nucleotides long. It is a transcript of the gene SH3BP2, whose product is annotated as SH3 domain binding protein 2. The record is from RefSeq and is a predicted model, not a curated record. Lineage: Eukaryota; Metazoa; Chordata; Mammalia; Artiodactyla; Physeteridae. Gene Ontology annotation, molecular function: SH3 domain binding. Gene Ontology annotation, biological process: signal transduction.
GAUGCAGCAGGUGGCUGUCAGCGGGAGGCUCCGCGGGCAUAGCCGGCACCCUAUCCUGGGCUGCGGGGGGCAUCGCACCUCGCCUGCCUGGGGGAGGCCGGCUGAAGCCCCGCCCCGUGGCCCCUGAGCCACAUGGCCUUCCUGGGCCCCAGGACACCUGCCCCCAAGCCGUCGCCAGGCAGGAAGACAGUCAUGUGCUGGGUCAGUGCCACCAGCUUCAUGGCGGCCGAGGAGAUGCACUGGCCCGUCCCCAUGAAGGCCAUUGGUGCCCAGAACUUGCUGACCAUGCCUGGGGGUGUGGCCAAGGCUGGCUACCUGCACAAGAAGGGCGGCACCCAGCUGCAGCUGCUCAAAUGGCCCCUGCGCUUUGUCAUCAUCCACAAGCGCUGCAUCUACUACUUCAAGAGCAGCACGUCCGCCUCCCCGCAGGGCGCCUUCUCGCUGAGUGGCUACAACCGGGUGAUGCGGGCAGCUGAGGAGACGACAUCCAGCAACGUCUUCCCCUUCAAGAUCGUCCACAUCAGCAAGAAGCACCGCACGUGGUUCUUCUCUGCCUCCUCUGAGGAUGAGCGCAAGAGCUGGAUGGCCUUGCUGCGCAAGGAGAUUGGCCACUUCCACGGGAAGAAGGAGCUGCCUCUGGAUGCCAGCGACUCCAGCUCGGACACAGACAGCUUCUACGGUGCCAUCGAGCGGCCCGUGGACAUCAGCCUCUCUCCGUACCCCACUGACAACGAAGACUACGACGACGAGGACGACUCGUACCUGGAGCCUGACGGCCCCGAGGCCGGGGAGCCCGAGGAUGCCCUGAUCCACCCACCGGCCUACCCCCCACCUCCGGUGCCCACGCCCAGGAAGCCCGUCUUCUCUGAUGUGCCCCGGGCCCGCUCCUUUUCCUCCAAGGGUCCAGGCCCUCUGCCGCCCCCUGCGCCCCCUAAGCGCAGCCUCCCCGAUGCCGGCCCGGCCCCCGAGGACUGCAGGAAGGAGCUGCUGGGCCCGAGGCGGCUGGAACCCGGCCCCAGGGUGCCCGCCCCCUCCUGGAGGGUGAGUGAACCCCCACUGGGCGGCCUGCCCGCCGUGCCCAGCCGCAAGCCACCUUGCUUCCGCGAGGACGCCAGCCCCGACCCGGAGCCCCGGGUCCCUGGCCACGGCGCCAGCUCUCCCACUAGCUCUGCCGGCACAGCCGCUGCCACCUCCAGGAACUGUGACAAGCUCAAGUCCUUCCACCUGUCCCCUCGGGGGCCACCCACGCCUGAGCCCCCUCCCGUGCCGGCCAACAAGCCCAAGCUCCUGAAGAUGGCUGAAGCGGCCCCCCCGAGGGAGGCAGCCAAGCCCGGACUCUUCGUGCCCGCCGUGGCCCCCCGGCCUCCCGCGCUGAAGCUGCCCACGCCCGAGGCCACGGCCCGGCCCGCGAUCCUGCCCAGGCCAGAAAAGCCGCCCCUCCCCCACCUCCAGCGAUCACCCCCCGAUGGGCAGAGUUUCAGGGGCUUCUCCUUUGAAAAACCCCGGAGACCGGCGCAGGCUGACGCGCCGCCGGCGGACGCUGGUGGGCAGGACUCCGACGAGGACUACGAGAAGGUGCCCCUGCCCAGCUCAGUGUUCAUCAACACCACGGAAUCUUGCGAAGCGGAAAGGCUGUUCAAAGCCACGAGCCCCCGGGGAGAGCCCCUGGACGGCCUCUACUGCAUCCGGAACUCCUCCACCAAGGCGGGGAAGGUUCUGGUCGUGUGGGACGAAACCUCCAGCAAAGUGAGGAACUACCGCAUCUUUGAGAAGGAGGCGAAGUUCUUCCUGGAGGGCGAGGUCCUGUUUGUGAGCGUGGGCAGCCUCGUGGAACACUACCACACUCACGUGCUGCCUGGCCACCAGAGCCUGCUGCUGCGGCACCCCUACGGUUACGCCAGGCCCAGGUGACACCCGUACCGCAUGCUGCCGGGCAGAGACGGCCACGGGGCCACAGCCCUGGGCCACGCAGAAGGAGACUGGCCUGCACGGGAGGACGAGCGGGAGCCAGCACCAUGCUCUGACCCGGGGCCUCCCCAGUGGACACCUCAUAGCGAUUGCCAGGCCGGGCCCCGCCCAGCAGGCUGGGUCCCCGGGGCUCGGCCAGGCCCUGGGCUCCAGAGAAUUGUGUGGGGCUCUCCUGUCUCACCGUGCCCACCUCCCAGGAGCCCAGGACUGAGGCUAGUCUGGACUUGAUUUAUAGAAAUUCUGGUCCCCCCC